This is a messenger RNA of Anisakis simplex (herring worm), 303 nucleotides long. The record is from the annotation of a GenBank genome assembly. NCBI's taxonomy places the organism in Eukaryota, Metazoa, Nematoda, Chromadorea, Rhabditida, Anisakidae.
CGUGUUUUGCGAGCCAAAAAAUUCGUUAUAGCGACUGGUUUGAGGCCAAAAUAUCCGGCAAUUAAAGGCGCAGAAUAUGGCAUAUCAUCGGAUGAUCUGUUCUCUUGGAAAAAGAAGCCUGGUAAAACACUCGUCGUUGGUAGCAGUUAUAUUGGCUUAGAGUGUGCUGGCUUGUUGAGAGGGCUCGGAUUUGAUGUUCACUUAAUGAUCAGAUCGAUUCCACUGAGAAAUUUCGAUCAGAAGCUGAAAGGCGUUAUCGAUAACUAUGGAAUGCAGUUGUUUGCUCGUAUGGAUUGCAUCUAA